This is a messenger RNA of Aedes aegypti (yellow fever mosquito), 9825 nucleotides long. RefSeq names its product homeobox protein cut (gene cut). The record is from RefSeq and is a predicted model, not a curated record. The transcript is spliced from 8 exons. Gene Ontology annotation, molecular function: DNA-binding transcription factor activity, RNA polymerase II-specific; DNA binding. Gene Ontology annotation, biological process: regulation of DNA-templated transcription. Lineage: Eukaryota; Metazoa; Arthropoda; Insecta; Diptera; Culicidae. The coding region runs from base 1535 to 7120 and encodes 1861 amino acids.
AUUGGAUUAGUCAACUGCUGGUAUUAUACCAGAAAACAUCGUUUUUUGAUAGGGGUUCGAUAGGCGAUUAUUGUGCGGUUUUUUGCGGUUCUCGCGACCUCCCGAAAAAGAGCCCACGAAAUAUUGCUCCGCAAAACGAGCGCCCUGCCGACGAGAUACAGAUGAUGAGAUAUGUGAGUAGUGGUCGGUCGCGCGAUGAGUAGUAGCCUUGUUCUAGUAGCGCAGAGUACACUGCAAAAACGGUAGUAGUGUCGAUCGACCUCGAAAUCCGUAGACCCGACCUUACACACGACCAUCGACGACGUGGUUGCGUUCCGGUGCACGGCAGAUUCGCGCGAGUGUCGUCCCGAACCUGGUGACGAAACUACUCUGACGGAAUGUUCUGAUGAGUUUCAGUUGUUUUUUUGGUUUUUGAAAAUUGUUUCCGACGAAUUUGUGUGAAUUGUUCGAUUUCAAAAUAAGGUGACAAAUUUCUUGGAUCGAAGUAGGCCGAUGAAAAAUUCGUCCGCGACCACUGACUGGUGUCUCGGUAACUAGAUCGCGCUGUUCGCGUGAUCGAUGGCCAAAAGUUUCCCGAGUGACAGCUGCGAGUGACAACAAAUGAAGCGAAGCGGUGCGUGUGAUUUUAAUGGCCAAAAUAAAAUCGUCAAUCGGUUCGCAUCGUCUCUAUUCUGGGGUUUUCCUUACGGUCUUCGAUAAAAAUUAAUUAAGACAGCCCCGCCACUAUCCGGGUCAGUCGAACCCGUGGCCGAACGAAGAAAAAUUAUUGUGUGACAAAACUCAAAAAUAGAAUUUUCCGCGAGGGGACACUCAUUUUUUGGUUAGAAGAAUCGUUGUGUUUUCGUGGGAAGUUAUGUGUUGUUUACAUCCAAAUGUGAAAUUAAUUUUUGACCUUCGAGACGCGAAAGUCGAUACCCGAUUGUUCGAAUCGAGAAAAAAAAAAUCUAUAUGAAAAAAGCAUCAUGCAUGAGGCAAAUGUGAUUUAAUGACCUCCGAGAGCCACCACAAAAGAAAAACAAAACCCACCACCCAAAAGUGCAAUUUUAUGACAGAGCCGUCAAAAGGCAGUAAAAAGCCAAUUUAUCGACCGCAGAAGAAGCGAAGAAGCAACAGCAAAACAAAACGCGUCAAAUGAACGGUUCAGGAGUGCAGUUGUUCCGAAGGCGAAGAAAGAAGAGAUGUUGUUCGGUGUGAUCGAUAUCAGUGAAUGACCAGUUCGAGUUUGACUUAUAAUAGUUGGAAAAGAAGAGCCAAUUUUGAACCACUCCCAAUUCUAAGGAGGCUGUGAAGAUACGUAUCCCGCAAACAAACUGUUGAACAUCGCAGUAGGCCACCCUUUAAAGGUCCGUUGGUGCGUGUAAACUCCCCUUUAAAAACGGCGACGACCACGACGACGACUACAACGGCCUCGUCGUCCAGUGCUGCUGCUGCCUCUGCUGGUGGCCGGCUGCUGCUCGAAGGGGUUGGUGGUGGACGACCACCCCCACCUUCACCACCCUCACCGGAACCAGGUCUCGGCCAGAAGCAGCACCGAAUGCAGCCAACCGUACCCCAAAGCACGGGAGGUGGUGAUAUGGACCUCCCCACCGUACAAUCGAUGGAUUGGAUGUUCCAGAACAAGCAGCUCUACUUCCUAGCGCAGUAUCUAGCACAGCAAGCCGAAAAGAAGGAGAAACUAUCGCCCAACAGUACCACAGCGGCCAGCAUGGAUGGGUUGCUAAAUGCAGCGAUUGCCACCACGGCGGCUACGGCCGCAACCACCACAACCAACGUUUCGUCGCCGCUGGCGUCCUCUACGAUCAUCGAACAGAAUGGCGUUACGCCACCGUCCCCAUCGACGACGCCCCUUUCCGAAGCCGGCAGCAUCAGCGGGAAGCUCAAAAUGGCAGAUCUGGGCAGCAGUCCUGACAAAGCGCCGCUCGAUGGCAUCGAUGCGCGGCUGGAUCUGCUGAAGGACGCCAAAUCGUUCAUCAUGAACAAUAACAAUAUCAUCAACAGUAGCAACAACAAUAACACUAAAAGUGACAGUUGUAGCAGUAGUAUCGGUAACAGGGUCAGCCCCAGCCCGGGCAAGGAUGGGGAUAAUGGUGGUGUGAACAGUAGCAACAAUGAUCAGGCCAGCAGUAAAGAUGGCGUAGUUUCCGAUAAGAGCUGUGGUGGUAGCAAUGCGCAGAUCGGUAACAAUAGUCACAAUGACAGUAGUGGAAGCAGCGAGGCGAACGAAAGCGGUGAAUCGAAGGAGGCUGCAGCGACGGAGAGUCGAACGGAGCCGAAAACGCUAGCGGAGGAACUGUCGGCAAAAGAUAAAGAGAUAUCGGCACUGUUUGAGGAAGUGGCUCGUUUGCGGACGGCCAUCGCAAACAUCCAGGAAUCACACAACCUGCAGAUCCAGCGGUUAGAGGACCGCCUCGAGGAGAAGCGACAGCACAUUGUGCGGUUAGAGUCCCGCAUUGAGAAGCAGUCGGAUUUCGACGAUCUGAAGAAGGAAAACAACAUACUUCGAUCGGUGGAUUUGAGCUCACCGCAUGACUCAAAGCAAUUCCAGGAACUGCUGCUCGAACGAACCAAAGCCCUGGCGGCUCAAACCGAGGCGAUCAAAUCGUCCAACUCUGAAGGAUCACCAUCGAGCGGUCAGCCGAAGCCCGCUUCGUCGCCAGCGACGAGCAGCUGCAGCACCGCUACGAACGUCCCCCAUGCUAUUAACGCUUGUCACGCUAGUAACGACCCGCCAAACAAUAGCACUGCUACCAGCGCCUCUAGCACUUGCAACAAUGACAGUCAAAAUCUCACCACCACCUGUAGUAGCACUAGUAGUAAUGAAAUCAACUCGGCUCCGAGCCGACCGGUAUCGAGUCCAACUAUCGUGCCGCCAUCUCCGCAAUCGAUCCCAGCCGCCCCAACUCCGACUCCAACUCCCACCGGCGGCAACAGUCUUGCUCAGCUCAACUCCUUCCUUUCGCCUGCCUUGGCAAAUGUUGAACAGUUUGGUUCGUUUUUGGGUGAAGAAAUCGUCAGCACCUGGCGACGUGGUCUGGAGUUACCGCCACCUCCACCGGGCCUGGCCGCUGCAGCCGCAGCCGCUGCCGCCGCCGCAGCUGCCCGCGGUCAUCCACAGCUACUAAUGAACCAUCAUCCUCCCACAGAUCUGACCCAUCACGAGCAGGACAAAGCUAGCUCCCAUCAUGAUAACUCCUCCAGCGCUAGUACACCAAUUCUGCAAGACACCUCCCGCCACGAAGAACACAUGAACGGCGGAGGCUACACGCCGAUGCGAAUGUCCAAGAGUCCACUAGAGGACAAUAACAACACCUUGGGUCCACUCUCGCACCCAGGUCCUGGCCUAAUACAAGGCUUACCCUUCCAAUUCCAAGAGCGAGGGCAUUUUCGCUUUGCCGAAGAUCUACAACUGCCACCGGGGUCGAUGGCUGGACGCCUUGGCGAUUCGCUCAUCCCCAAGGGAGACCCGAUGGAGGCCAAGCUACAGGAAAUGCUUCGCUACAAUAUGGACAAGUACGCCAAUCAGAAUUUAGACACGUUGCACAUCUCGCGGCGGGUUCGUGAACUACUCUCCGUACACAACAUCGGUCAACGGCUGUUCGCCAAGUACGUGCUCGGCCUGUCACAAGGAACCGUAUCCGAACUGCUCUCCAAACCGAAGCCAUGGGAUAAGCUCACCGAAAAAGGCCGUGACAGUUACCGAAAGAUGCACGCCUGGGCGUGCGACGAAAACGCUGUCCUCCUGCUCAAGUCGCUGAUCCCGAAAAAAGGUUCAGAGCCCGGAAUGCCUUCGUUUGGACGACCCGAGGGCUCGGACAUGAAUGACGACCGCAUCCAUCACAUCCUGUCCGAGGCUCAAUCGAUGAUCAAGCGAGACUCGCAGGAUCUCGUGACGCCUCAACAUCCGUCGCAGCAGAUGCACCACCAACAGCUCCAGCUCCAGCAAUCGCUACUGGACGACUCGCAGCACAGUGAUAAUGACUCGAAGUCUCCGCAUCAUCGGGACGUCCAGUCGCCAUUCGCCAAAGAUUACCUUAACCGACGUGCUGGUUCGAGGAAUAACGAUUACAUCCCCCAGGACAAGAUCGCUAAGAUCUACCAGGAGGAGUUCUCCAAACUGAUGCGAAGUCCGCGGGAGUUUCCAAAUUUCCUUUUCCCUCAUUUCCUUGGCGGCGGUAUGCCACCGAUCGAACGCCUCCAGGACGACAACAUCCGCAUGGCCUUGGAAGCCUAUCACCGAGAGCUGGCCAAGUUGCAGCAAAAUGCUUCCUCCGGAGCCGGACUUCCCAACAUGCCGAACAUCUCCAAUUUGCCGAACUUCCUUGCCCUCCAUCAACAGCAGCAAGCUCAACAGCACGCUGCCCAACAGCAACAGCAGCAGCAACAAAAUCAACAGAUUGGACUUAACGGAUCGGUCCAGGACCUUUCACUCCCGAAAGAGAAACAACCCUCCAAACUCAACGGAUCGAUGACGGACUUGGAAAGCGAGAUCGAUGCUGCCAACAAGGAAGUAGACGAAACCAUGAAGCACAGCGCUUUCAGUUUAGUCAAGCCAAAACCGGAACCAGGCACUUGCACUCCAACCACCACCGCCUCGUCUGCCCCAAGUCCGAUCAGCAACAGCAUCCUGCCACCGGUCAUCCCGCCAUCGGAAGACAUGUCUGUCACAGUCAGUCCCCUACAAAGGAUGGCCUCCAUCACAAACUCCCUCAUCACUCAGCCUCCAGUCACACCACAUCACUCGUCCCAGCAGCGACCACUCAAAGCCAUCCUUCCACCCAUCACUCAGCAACAGUUCGACCUGUACAACAAUCUCAACACCGAAGACAUCGUCCGACGUGUCAAGGAAUCCCUCUCGCAAUACUCCAUUAGUCAACGACUCUUUGGCGAAUCCGUACUCGGUCUAUCGCAGGGCUCCGUCAGUGACCUGCUUGCGCGACCCAAACCUUGGCACAUGCUCACCCAAAAAGGCCGAGAACCCUUCAUCCGCAUGAAGAUGUUCUUGGAAGACGACAAUGCCGUACACAAGCUAGUCGCCAGUCAGUACAAGAUUGCCCCGGAGAAACUCAUGCGAACCGGCAACUACAGCGGUUCUCCUCAAAUCCCCGGUAUGAUGGUCAAACAGAUGCCUCCUCUGCCGAAGAUGCUAAGCGACUCCAUCAACAAGCUCCAGCAAGACCAAAAGACGCUCCUCCAGCUGCAAAUGUCCCAAAUGCAACAGAUGCCCCCAACGUCACAAGCACAGCAACUCCAGCAGCAUCAACAGCAACUCCACCAACAACAAAUGGCAGCCGCGGCAGCAGCUGCCCAGCACCACGCUCAACAAGAAGCUGCCGCCCGCCAACAACAGCAGCAACCUCCCUCAUCACAGCCAUCCCCCAUCCCUCCCCCGCCGCAAUCUCUCCAACAACAAGCCAACCACCAGCGACAGCAACCAUCCCCCCAAACGAUGCUGCUGACACCGCCCGGCAUUCCACCGCAACACGCCAUUCCUCUGCAAACGUCCGGUCCACUGGACAAGAAGCCACCCCUCAUGCUCGGCAUCCAUUCCCCGCAGCAAACGUCCACUCCCGCAAGCCACCAACCAGGUCCACCCCCUGGCGUCAACUCCAUGCGUGGAGCCCUCCAUCAGCACAUCUCACCCACCGUGUACGAGAUGGCAGCCCUAACGCAGGACUUGGACACCCAAACGAUCACCACCAAGAUCAAGGAAGCGUUGCUCGCCAACAACAUCGGUCAGAAGAUCUUCGGCGAAGCCGUUCUCGGUCUCUCGCAGGGUUCGGUCUCUGAGCUCCUGUCUAAGCCGAAACCGUGGCACAUGCUCAGCAUCAAGGGCCGAGAACCGUUCAUCCGGAUGCAACUCUGGCUCAGCGACGCCAACAACGUCGAACGGUUGCAGAUGCUCAAGAACGAGCGCCGUGAAGCGAGCAAACGGCGACGUUCUACCGGGCCCGGAGCUCAGGACAACAGCUCCGACACCAGCAGUAACGACACCUCCGAAUUUUAUCACUCCAAUUCGCCCGGACCGGGAUCGGUCGGUUCCGGUGCCGCUCCGCCCAACAAGAAACAACGUGUGCUCUUCUCCGAAGAGCAAAAAGAAGCACUUCGCCUAGCGUUCGCCUUGGACCCGUACCCGAACGUACAAACUAUCGAAUUCUUGGCGACUGAACUCGGCCUCUCCACUCGUACCAUCACCAACUGGUUCCACAAUCACCGAAUGCGACUAAAACAGCAAGUCCCUCAUGGUCAACCCAGCGAACCAAUUCCCUCGCGGGAGAACCAAUCUGGAGCGCCCUUCGACCCUGUUCAAUUCCGAGUACUGCUGAGCCAACGGUUAAUGGAAAUCCAGAAGGAACGCAUGGGCCUCAGUGGAGUUCCCUUGCCCUACCCGCCGUACUUUGCUGCCAACCCGAACCUGGCGGCCCUCAUCGGACGAGGAUUCAUUCCCGGGGACGUGGACCUAGCAGCUUUGAACAAAGCAGUCAGUGAACAGAUGAGCGGAUUGGAUCUGUCGAUGCCUUCAUCGGUCAAACGGGAAGGCGAAGAGGACUUCGAUGAGGACGGUGAAAGUGGUCAUAUGAGCGAUUCUGAAUCGGUGGAUGGUGGAGCGCGAAGAGGAGAUGGCGACGAGCACUCUGCAGCAAGUUUGUCGCUAGCUCAAGCUAUGAGUGCAAUGUCGAGGAUAAACCGGCGAAAACCGGCUGCUCCACAGUGGGUCAACCCAGACUGGCAGGACGACAAGAAUCCGGGCAUUCCAGGCGGUGAGAAGAAAGACGGCGAUCUCCUCAACGGAGUUUGCAUGAUGCAAUCUGAAGGAGUCCAAUCGGUUCAGCAAAGGUUUGUGGCUGCAAUGGCUGCGGCAGCGGCAGCAGUCGCGGCGGCUGCGUCCGGUGCAAGUGAUAAUGAACAGGAUGAUGCCAAGUCGACGCAUUCCAAACAGUCGAUUGACGACCAGCAGCAACAGGAAGAAGAGGAAGAGGCUCGUGAAGAUAAGGACGAAUCUGCGGUGAGUGUGGCGUCGACGGCAGGCGGUGAAAAUGGCGGGGAGGGGUCCGACAAGGACAAGGAUCUGGUUCAGGUCAAAACGGAACUGAUGGAGGAAACCGAACGGUGGGAGUAUUGAACGGAAAGACCGGUUAUGAACCGAUCCGAGUAGGCGGCGGCGAAGGUAAGCUGUCAAAAAGUCAGUGCAAUCGAUAAUAGCUAAACAAAAGAACGCAAACAAAAAAAUGCGACAAAUAAGCAUGGAAAAAGUCCGAUCCGAAUGGACAAAAAUGUGAUUUUAAAACAAAUAUGAGAAGAACAUUUCGAUGAACUCUUCUGUUUUAUCUUUGUUAUACAAUUUGUUUUACGUGAAUGGAUGCUCGUACUAUUUUCUUCUUUUCCUAAGGUAAGCUCUAAACUCUUUAAAAAAUCUCUGACUGCGAUCCAACUUCCUCAGUUGUAAACAAAUGUUUAUAUAUUUUAAACCUUGGUUUUCUGUUCCAUUGUACAUAUUUUACCUUGAGCCGAUAGGGAUAAGUUUUUUCCUUCUUUUGAACUAUCAAUAUAAGAAGACUGUUGAAACAAGUUUUAAAUAUAAUAUCGAUGAUUAUAAAGUGAAUGAAAUAGCGUAGAUUUUAAGCCACUAGUGUAACUUUUAAGAGAGGGAUAACACAUUUUUACAUUAGGAUUAUCGAACGGAAUCGAACAAACCCUUCUACUUUUCUGUUUUAGUUGUAUGAGGGAUGAGUUUUUCUCCAAAUUGCAUUUACUUCUACCUAUCUCGAGUCUAAGCGCGAUCAUAGGGCAUAUUCGGUAAACUUUAACGUACUUAUAGAUAAAUAAUGCUAGCGAUAAAUAUGUGUCUCCCCCCUCUGGUGAACAAAAAUCCCCGAGUGUUUUCCCCGCAUCAGGAGAGAAAAGAUAAUCAAAAAAAAAAAACUCAAACCAUGUGGGAACUUUUCGUGAACGGAGAAUCAAAAUGUUAGAAAUCGAACACCGACCGAAAGUAUCUUGAAUGUAAAUAAUUUAAACAAAAUAUGGAGAAAUUCCCAUCUAAUGAAUACAUAUACACAUUAAAGCAGAAACACUCACAAACACAAGUAAAGGAAAAAAGGCCAAAUAUUUAGCAGAUAGUGAUAAAAUCAUUAAAAGUAGCGAAAAUUUUAAGUUUUCUGUAAAUUUUCUUCUCCAAUGUUCUUUUAUUAAGCUAUAGCGACUAUUUAUUAGCAUGUCUUCUUUUUGUUUUAGCUGCAAAUCAAGUUAAGAUUCGCGAAAAGUACAGGAUUUUAGAAACUCAAAACAAUGUACACACACUUAUAAUUACUGCAUUAAAGCCAACCGAUAAUGAUGGAACAGUUAAAGUUCAUAAAUUUGCAUAAGGAACGAUCUCAAAACCAACCAAAUAUAUUUAAAGCAAACAGAAAGUAAAGAACAAACACGCAAAUCUCUCACACAAGUGUUGGAAAAGCAACACAGAAAACGAGUGCAUUUUCACGCAAAUGGGAAGAUGGGGCAGUCAAAUUUCCCUCGCCAAUCGACUUGUGCGUCGGUCGGCCGUGUAAAUCUUUUGUACAUAUAAUUUUCUCUCAGUUCAGAAGGCUCGGAAAGAAUCGAACGCAAACUUUGCUUGUUUUGGAAAACCUAUGAAAGCGAAGGCAAACCGCGCAAAACGCAUAUCCGAAUUUAAAGGAACAACAGAAUUAAAUGAAAAGUAAACAAAUAUUUAUUCAGAAAUUUUAGAACAUACACACAAAUCGUAAAGAAAACAUUAAUUUUUACAAUGUGUAAAAAGAUAGCAACCCUACUGGAAAAGAAACAAAAGGAACCACAGUCCUUGCAAAUUAUCAUCAAUCAGCAACAGCUACAAAAAGAUAAAACAGUGUAAAUUUAAAACCAAGAUCGAAAUUUGUGCUGCUAACAUUGGGUUUCUUUGAAGUUCUUUUCUGGAUCGCAUUCGUUCGUUCGAAAUCGCGACGUUUAUUUUCUCAAUGUGGAACAACAAUUGUCACAUGCAUUUAGCUGACAGACUUCUCACUUUCAGAAAUGAAAGCGAAAACAGUGGGAAAAUAAGACGAGUAAAAACAAUCAAAUUGUUUGAAUAAAAAUAAAUUUAACUGAAAUAGCUAGGAAUGUGAAUUUUAUAUAACAAAAGAAAAUGCAAAUGAAGGAAGGCAUAAUCUAUAGAAACGAAUCGGAGCUAUUGAAACAACACGGAACUUUUAGAAACAGGAAAAUUGCAAUACGUAAACAAGCAUCAUUCAAGUGGACAUGAAUAUUUCAAAAAAAUAUAAAUUCAAAAUAUAUUGAAACUUACAAAAAAUGCGCUCAUAGUUCAAAUGUUUAUUUCCUAAAAUUACAUCGCCAGCUCAUUGAAAGGACAAAGCUACAAACAUUUUGUUGCAAUCCUUUUUGUGAAUGGAAAGAAUGCGGUAUACUUUUCCAAGCUCACCGCAAACCACGAUGAACACAAAUUAUGUUUAAAGCAAGAGACAAACAUAUUGAAUUUGUUAACUUAUUGCUGUCAAUUAGUUUUCCGUUUCUCAUGUUUCCUUUUAUUGCUAGUGAUACCAUAAUUUAACGAAUCACUGCAAGCUUCUUUGUUUUAUCAAAAAAAAAGAUAGUCGUGAUUAGGAGACACAUCUUUGUAGAUAAUCCGGGAAACAGUUUGUCCAUCUCUCCUCCUCUAAGUAAAUUAGAAACAGAAAUCAGAAUUUGACCGCUAAGCAAGGAGACAUUGUAAAUUAAAUAUGUCUAUAAAUCAGCUGAGUAAUGGAAAAAAUAGUUCACAGGAGGAGAAUAUCUGUAAACAUGAAAAUGAAUGAAAGUACAUAGCUCUGUAGCCAU